Trypanosoma grayi is the source of this 936-nucleotide messenger RNA. Its product is annotated as cell division related protein kinase 2. Gene Ontology annotation, molecular function: cyclin-dependent protein serine/threonine kinase activity; cyclin binding; ATP binding. Bases 1 to 936 code for a protein of 311 amino acids. Lineage: Eukaryota; Euglenozoa; Kinetoplastea; Trypanosomatida; Trypanosomatidae. The transcript has a single exon. Gene Ontology annotation, cellular component: cyclin-dependent protein kinase holoenzyme complex; nucleus; cytoplasm. Gene Ontology annotation, biological process: regulation of gene expression; signal transduction; regulation of G2/M transition of mitotic cell cycle. The record is from RefSeq and is a predicted model, not a curated record.
AUGUCUACUCUUGGAACGUUAUCCGGUCGUCCUAUUUCUUCCUCGGGCCGGGAGCAGUUUGAACGGUACAAUCGAAUGGAUAUCCUAGGCGAAGGAACAUACGGUGUUGUAUAUCGUGCAGUUGACAAGGUUACUGGCCAAAUUGUCGCUUUGAAGAAGGUGAGGUUGGAUCGUACGGAAGAGGGGAUUCCACAGACAGCCCUACGAGAGGUUUCGAUUCUACAAGAAAUCCAUCAUCCUAACAUUGUUAACUUGCUGGAUGUUAUAUGCGCCGAUGGGAAACUAUAUUUGAUCUUUGAGUACGUUGACCACGAUCUGAAAAAGGCACUUGAAAAAAGAGGUGGCGUUUUUACGGGUCCUACACUGAAGAGACUUAUCUAUCAGCUUCUUGACGGACUGUAUUUUUGUCACCGACACCGAAUUGUACACCGUGACCUAAAACCUGCAAAUAUUCUUGUCACCGCCGAUAAUGUCCUUAAGCUUGCGGAUUUUGGUUUAGCCCGUGCCUUUCAAAUUCCAAUGCACACAUAUACUCAUGAAGUCGUUACGCUUUGGUAUCGGGCACCAGAGAUUCUACUGGGUGAAAAGCAUUAUACACCAGCCGUUGACAUGUGGAGUGUUGGAUGCAUAUUCGCAGAGUUGGCUCGAGGUAAGGUGAUUUUUCGUGGAGACAGUGAAAUUGGUCAGCUUUUCGAAAUAUUUCAGGUCCUCGGUACACCGAUGGAUGUUGAAGGGUCGUGGCCUGGUGUUUCUGCCCUUCCAGAUUACCGAGAUGUUUUUCCUCGGUGGCCAGGAAAACCACUUGGACAAAUCGUACCACAACUCGACAGUGAGGCGAUUGAUCUUCUCUCCCAAAUGCUCAACUAUAACCCUGCGGAGCGAAUAUCUGCCAAAGAAGCCCUGCAACAUCCGUGGUUCAAUGAAAUUAGAGUGUAG